Macadamia integrifolia is the source of this 1726-nucleotide messenger RNA. RefSeq names its product pectinesterase-like. Gene Ontology annotation, molecular function: pectinesterase inhibitor activity; pectinesterase activity. The record is from RefSeq and is a predicted model, not a curated record. NCBI's taxonomy places the organism in Eukaryota, Viridiplantae, Streptophyta, Magnoliopsida, Proteales, Proteaceae. Gene Ontology annotation, biological process: cell wall modification. The coding region runs from base 1 to 1569 and encodes 522 amino acids. The transcript is spliced from 2 exons.
AUGGAUAAGCUUUUUGUUGUUCUAGGUCUUGUGAGUGCCUCUCUACUUGUAUUUGCUUCUAGGGUUGCAAAUUGUGACACCAUUUCAUCUUGUACCCAAACACCAUACCCUCGAGUAUGCAAUUCAUUCAUUAGCUCUAAUCCUCUAGUAGCCUCAAAAGGGUUCCUUAAUGUAUCCCUCACAGUCACUUUGAACCAAGCUCAACUAGCCCACAGUCUCAUUUCAGCUAUGGACUUGAGCUCCUUCGACGAGCUGGCGAAGGUGGCAUGGACCGACUGUUUAGAGCUCUAUGAUGACACUGUUAAUCAGCUUAAUCGUGUGUUAUUGUCUAAUAGUUGGGAAGAUACUCAAACAUGGCUUAGUGCAGCAGUUGCCAAUGAAGAGACAUGCAAAAAUGGGUUCAUGGAGCUCAACUCAGCUUCAUAUUUGUCUUCCUUACCUUCCAUGUUGAGUAAUUUCUCAAAGUUACUUAGUAACUCUCUUGCUAUCAACAACCAGGAAGCUUCAACUUCAUCAUUGGCUAGUAAACCAGGUGGUGGUAGAAGAUUACUUGCUGGUGGGUUCCCUUCAUGGGUCUCAGCUGGUGAUAGAAAGCUUCUUAAGUCAUCAACAGCAGCCUCACAAGCCAAUAUAGUGGUGGCAGCUGAUGGGUCUGGUAAUUAUAAAACCAUCUCUGAGGCUUUGUCUGCUUCAUCCAAUUUAAGGAGUGGGACUUCAAGAUUUGUUAUAUAUGUGAAGAAGGGCACUUAUAAGGAGAAUGUUCAGAUUACAAAGUCAAUGAAGAAUAUAAUGCUAAUAGGAGAUGGGAUUGAUGCCACCAUAGUUACAGGUAGUAAGAAUGUCCAAGAUGGUUCCACCACUUUCAAGUCGGCCACAGUUGCCGCCGUGGGCGACGGCUUCAUAGCCAAGAACAUGACCUUCCAAAACACGGCCGGACCUCAGAAGUAUCAAGCAGUUGCAUUCCGUUCAAGCUCAGAUCUAUCAGUAUUCUAUCAUGUUAGCUUCAAAGGUUACCAAGACACUUUAUAUGUCUACUCUCAACGCCAAUUCUACCGAAACUGCGACAUCUAUGGCACCGUAGACUUCAUUUUCGGCGACGCCGUCGUUGUGUUCCAGAGAUGCAACAUCUAUCCAAGAAAACCAUUGAGUGGCCAAGAGAACACAGUGACUGCUCAAGGCAGAUCAGAUCCGAAUGAGAACACCGGAAUUUCGAUCCAUGAUUGCCAAAUUACGGCAGCUUCGGACUUAAAAGCAGUCCAGAGUUCAGUUAAAACUUACUUGGGAAGGCCAUGGAAGGAAUACUCAAGAACUGUAGUAAUGAAGACUUAUCUAGAUAGCUUGAUUGAUCCAGCGGGGUGGCUUGAAUGGAGUGGCGAUUUUGCUUUAAGUACUCUUUACUAUGGAGAGUAUGAGAAUACUGGUUCGGGUUCUAACACAAGCGAACGAGUGAAUUGGAAGGGUUAUCACAUCAUGAGCACCUCUGAGGCCCAAAACUUCACAGUAGCAAACUUCUUGGGUGGUGGUACUUGGAUUUCUUCAGCCGGAGUUCCAUACACUUCCGGGCUAUAAUUAAGUCUAUAAUUUAAGUUCUUCUACCGGAGUCAUCUCUCUUGUUUCAUGCAAUUGUGAUCUAUCGUGGUUUGUGUUCAAUUCCCUUUGUAUAGAAUAGGCAAUAAAGAUGCUUUCCAUGUAUGUAUUCAUUUUUUUAUUUUUUUAUUUUUUCUCU